Molecule: messenger RNA, 588 nt
Organism: Rotaria socialis
Lineage: Eukaryota; Metazoa; Rotifera; Eurotatoria; Philodinida; Philodinidae
Source: the annotation of a GenBank genome assembly
AUGGCUACAAUUUUGUCAUCGAAGAUGCUUGCUCUCUUGGUUAUCUUUUGUUUAUCUAUGGAAAUCUACACAUUUCCUGUUGAAUUAACAGCAUUCAAAGAACAAGAGCAAACAACUAAACCACAGAUACCGAUGAGCGCGCCUGUAAUACCUUAUUCAGUUACUCAGAAUGGUCAAGGCGCAGUAUAUGAUUGGCAAAAUGAUAAAAUCACGAUACGCUUAGCUGCAAGUCAAACACAAGGAUCGUUUACUCUAACUGAAGAUGCUAUGAAACCGACAUUCGCACUCGGUCUUCAUAUGCAUAGAAAACAUACCGAAACAUUUCAUGUUCUCGAAGGAGAACUUGAAUUUCGUUUGGGUAAGAAUACACAGAUUGCACGAGCUGGAACAACAAUUCAUGUUCCAUCAAAUAUACCUCACGGCGUUCGAGUUAUCAAUGGACGACCGGCUCGCAUGCUGAUGCUCUUUGCGCCAGGUGGAUUUGAGAACGUUCUCAAAGAAAUGAAAACAUUUACGGAUGCGCAGUUUGCCGAUGAAAAGUUCAUGAAAGCAUUCAAUGAAAAACAUGAUAAUAUUAUAUUAGAAUGA